UAAUUUUACGUAUUUAAAUGCUCUGCUAUUUUCCACCAAUUAACAUGUUAUAAAGUCAUUCCUGUUUUCUAUUGUAUGUUCACAAAUUAAAAAAACAUUUUGCCCAUAGAUAAAAUUAUCCGGGAUAUUUUCGUAUCGGUAUCUGUUCUGCGUCUCCUCGUUCCCCUUCUGUGAUGUUUUAGUUUUUUAAGAGUCGUUACCAGGAUGUUACCAAAGUUUGACAACUAUUUUGACUUGGAUACCGAUACAGAAAUUUUUCUAAGCUAUAAAAAAAUGCCUCUUUGCGUAUUUUAUACCAAUGUACCAGGCACAAAUGUACCUAAAGACUUUGAAGUUGAACUUUGUAAAGUUCUUGCUGAAGUGCUAUCAAAGCCUAUUGAGAAAGUUACUGUCAAUGUUUUCACCGAUCAAAGGAUGGUGCGUGGAGGAUCCUCUGAACCUACAUGUUGGAUGAAUCUGUGGUCUAUAAAUGUCUUUAGUGCUGAAAAUAACCCAUUAUAUGCUUCAAAAUUAUAUCCUUUUAUAUCUGAAGCUUUAGGAAUUAAAAAUGACAAAAUUGUACUUCUAUUCCAUGAUAUCAAAGCAGAACAAUUAGGAAAGCCUUCCUAAUGUAAUUUAUUCAUAUAUUUACUACUGAUGUAUAUCCAGCUUCUGUUUUUACUAUAUAAUGACAGAUUAUCCUAUUAUACUUCUACACUUUUUAAAGGUUUCACUUCGUUAAAUUUUUAUUUUUUGUAACAUUUGAAUCUUAAAUGUGAAUGUUUUAUCGAUUAAAAACAGCCUCUUUUUAAUACGCUUUAACUGUUGUAAUUCAACAGUAGAUUAGAAAACACUUUGUAGGAGAAUAAUUCAAGUUACUAUUGUUAAACUGAUCUGCCUUAAGACAUUUUUAUAUUCUGUGUGACAACUUGCAGAAAACUUAGCAACAUAAUCUCAUUUCUUAUCUUUCCAGUGUUGAAUAUUACAGAGAGAAUUUUAUCUAUUAAUUUGUUAAAAAUAGAAAAUUUAAUUGAUGUUUAUAAAAUUUAGAAAUUAAAUAAUCGAAUGUAACUGAGUUAUUAAACAUUUUAUAAAUUUAAUAGAAAUGUAUUGCUUACUGUAAUUGUUCAAAUUGUUAUAUACAUUUAGAAUCUGAUAAACAUUUUCAGAUACUUUAAAUCUUAAGAAUACUAUAUAUUUUUACACUGUUAAAUAAACUUUGGUUUCUUUUUAUAUCAUAUGUUACUUUUUUCAUCACAAUUUUUGAUGUUUAGAGUAAAAUCUGCUUUUUUAGUUAUUUCAAAAUGUCUUAGCAUUUUCUUUUACACACACUGGAUUUAAUAUUUUAACGCUACAAUCAGAGUUAGUUUGCCUUUCAACAUUGCAAGAUGCAAGUUAUUCAUUCCUGUAACCUUUUUAUUUAUUGCAGACACUUAUACUUUUUUUGCGCCAUUUAUUUUGAUAUAAUAACAUGUCAGAGAUAGAUUUUUAAAUUUAUAUUAAGUUAAUAUCUAUCAUUUAUAAUUUAUUUGUGAACAAAUAUUUAAUUUAUGAUAUGAAUGCCUUAUUCUCAUGCUUAAUCUGCCAUAUAUGUAAUGAAACAAGUGUAAGUUUUGUUUUAAAACUUAUGUAGAAACUUUUAUAAUAUAUUCAUACUAUGCAAUAAUAUUCUGGUCAAUGUGAAAUAUGAUCUACUUAUUGGUUAUUUUGUUUCUUUUCUAAUUUUUCUUGAUUAAUAUGUAGGUUAUACUAGAUUAUUUUGUAGACUACAUUAUUUUGAUUAAAAAAAAUAGCUGAACACUUAACUUUAAUUGUUUUUGUUAAUCAUUUUGCCUACCAUUUAAAUUCAGAAAUUAAAAAUGGUGCUAUCUCUACCAGUUUUACCUAUUAGGCUCCUAUUUUUUCUUUUUAAAAAGUUUUAAAAAAGGCAUCAUAAGCUGUAUAGAUUUAUUUUGUUUUUGUUUUAAAAUUUUCAAAAAUGGUAGCCUAUAUCAAGCCUCGGGUUGUUAAUAAAGCCUUAUUUAUUUUCAAAUCCAACCUGGAAGUAAUUUUUUGCAGUGUCUAGUUAAAAAGUUUUAAGUAAUUUACAUCAUAUAGUGCAAUAUUUUCUCAUUCACAUACAUAAAUUGUUAUUUCCAUAAUGUUAUAUCACUGCUAUAAUAACCUUCUUUAGCCAUGAUAUAUAAUUUUAAUAUGCAAUUAUACUAAUUAUCAUGAGUAACAUGUUAUUUUUGGAACAGUUUGGAAAAUGUCUCAAAAAUCAAUUAAUUUCAUCUAGUCAUGAUUUAUUUUGACUGCCAUCAUAAAACAUUUUUUCAUAGGUAAAAUUAAUUUUUGAACAGUGCUAAUUUUUGAACUAUAGCUGUUAUGUUUAAUGAUAAUCCUUUCUAUCCAUAAUAUAUUAAUAUAGUUACUUUGUUGCCUUCACUUUAUAAGUUGGAAGUUAAGCUGAAACUAUUUAUAUUUAAUGUGAAUUUGUUAUUUUGUUUUAUCUAAUUUGUAUCUAGUCAUUUAAGAAACUGUUUCAUACUAAUAAAUGUCAAGUAAAGUUUAACUAUAAUUAUUUGUUUAUCUGACAAACGUAUUUUGUACUUUAACAAAAUGAGAAAAAUUAGCUUUCAAAUGAACAAAAUAAUUUUAGUAUAAUUUUAUCCAAUUAGAUUUAUAAUACCCUCCAUAUGUGUUGUGGCAAUAUUAUAUAAUUUUAUUGUAUGUUUAAAUAUUUCAAAUGCUGCCAUUUGAAUGUUCCUUAUGUACAGCGAUGUUUUACUGCUAAUAAAUUUUAUAUUCAUAUUAUAUAAA
Molecule: messenger RNA, 2781 nt
Organism: Parasteatoda tepidariorum (common house spider)
Lineage: Eukaryota; Metazoa; Arthropoda; Arachnida; Araneae; Theridiidae
Product: D-dopachrome decarboxylase-A
Molecular function (GO): phenylpyruvate tautomerase activity
Source: RefSeq, a predicted model, not a curated record